AUGUCGUCCAUUACUGGCGCUCUCGUGCGCCGAGGCACGGAGGCUGCCUUCGGGACCUUCCAGGAGAAGAAGCCCGACCAGCCAAAUGGUGGCUUGGUCGCUCUAUUUGCUAUGACCGUCUUGGUGCUUGGACUUGCUUUCUGGAGUGUUGAAUACACCUACGGAAUGGUUGUCGCCACGCUGGCCGCGGUCGAGGAUACAAACCCCGAUAUCUAUGUCCGGAUUACUUCCAAUCCCGACCCAACCAAGCCAAACGAUGAGGAGGCCGAAUUGGCGGUCCCUAAUGCCCAGCCCAUCACCAACAAGCUGCGCACUACCGUGAAGCACCUGCGUGCCCGCGCUGGCUUCUGGUCCCGCUUCCGCGGAGCGGGCAUGUUCCUGGCUUACACCGGGAUGAACGGAUUCCUGUUCGCUCUCGUCCCCGUGAACGAGACCUCUUUCGUCUACCAAUUUAUCAUUCAGUCGUUCGUCGGUGUCGCCUUGGCCACUUGGCAAAUGGCCUGGGUUCACAUCGUCAUCACUGAGCCCUCCCCGAAGCGCUUCUGGCAGCGCAUCCCCAGCUAUAAGACUUGGAUCAAGAUUGCCCCAGCUGCAGCUCUGGAGAAUGUGCUGAUUUCUGCUGCUUUCUUCCUGCCCAUGGCGCUGGCCAAGCUGUUCGGUUGGCUCGAGCCGACCGCUAGUGAUGAUGUCCCUCCCAUGAUCGCCUUGUACCGCUUCAUGGGGGCUACGAUCAUCCCCGCGAUCCUGUCCUUCAUGAUCUCCAUGCCUGCCCGUGUGAUCUUCAUUCGUGUGGCUGCUUCCAUGCUGCCCGAGGAGGAUGAGACCAUCGUGCCCUUCGACCGCUCCUUCGGCGGCAAGGUUAGCCCGGCCAUCACGGGUGGCAGUGGCAAGAUUGGGCUCAUGGACGCCUGGACCACCUUUGACUGGUCUGCUCGUGUUCGCUUUGCCAAGGUCAUUGGUAAGACCUUUGCCAUUCAAGUGGCGCUUGUUGUCCUUGCCUCUUUGGUCCUUGGUGGUCAGGUCAUCCUGAUGUUCAAGACUGCUAAGCCUGCUGGGUCUGAUGCUCCUGGAUACCAAAUCAGCUAUGAGUCUUGA
Penicillium salamii is the source of this 1095-nucleotide messenger RNA. The record is from the annotation of a GenBank genome assembly. Lineage: Eukaryota; Fungi; Ascomycota; Eurotiomycetes; Eurotiales; Aspergillaceae.